AUGCGGCUGUCUGGAUUGGUACCGUACGUCCUGGACCCACCCGGUUGCUUCUACCAAGUCUCGGUGAACGGUGAAGUGAAGAACCUCAGCAACAUCAGCCAGUCUUUGGUUGCUUCUCGAACUAAGCACUUCGUUACCUUGCGGUUCGACAGUGAACUCAUUGGACCUGGGGAAAAGCUGCGCCAGUCGCCGCCACUUGAAUGCCGCUGCGUCACCGUCAAAGGCAUCGUCCUCUCCACCAUCCAGGUUGAAAACUACUACGCCAAGUAA
Babesia bigemina is the source of this 270-nucleotide messenger RNA. RefSeq lists its product as hypothetical. Bases 1 to 270 code for a protein of 89 amino acids. The transcript has 2 exons. Lineage: Eukaryota; Apicomplexa; Aconoidasida; Piroplasmida; Babesiidae. The record is from RefSeq and is a predicted model, not a curated record.